Molecule: messenger RNA, 1384 nt
Organism: Coffea arabica (coffee)
Lineage: Eukaryota; Viridiplantae; Streptophyta; Magnoliopsida; Gentianales; Rubiaceae
Source: RefSeq, a predicted model, not a curated record
UUGCGUAAACAACCAGCCUAUUUGCUUCACUAUUUGCCCCGAGGCCUGGACUUCUAGAGUUCUUUCACUCCUCCUCUGUCCUCACAGAAUUUGGUUCACAUGCAUGUGCACGAGUUUGCAUUAAUAGGCUUGAUACUUAAUUUACUUCUUCUUUUCCUUCUCUUAAUUAACGUUGCAGAUGCACAAAUCAUUGUGAAGUCUCUGCCAGGUUACCCAGGAGCACUACCUUUCAAACUUGAAACUGGAUACGUUGGGGUGGGAGAAAAUGAUAGCGUGCAGCUGUUCUACUACUUCAUCGAGUCGGAGAGAGAUGUCAGCAUGGACCCUCUCGUGCUUUGGCUCACCGGUGGCCCCGGUUGUUCUGCAUUUUCCGGUCUUGUUUACGAAAUCGGUCCUUUGUCCUUUGAUGAUGAACGUUACAAUGGAAGCUUGCCUUCAUUGCAUGCAAAUCCCUAUGCAUGGACAAAGAUUGCCAGCAUUAUCCUUUUGGACUUGCCUGUUGGUACCGGAUUCUCGUAUGCAACUACUUCUCAAGGUUACUUCUCCUCCGACACUAAAUCAACAAAGGAUGCUUACCUUUUCCUGCAAAAGUGGCUGUUAAAUCACCCCAGAUUCAUGAAGAAUCGCCUCUACAUUGCUGGUGACUCCUACGCAGGGAAAAUUGUUCCAAUGGUUGUUUUAGAAAUAUCAAAUGGUGGUAAUGAGGCUGGAUUGAAGCCACGGAUGUCAGUCGAGGGAUACAUGGUUGGCAACCCAAUAACGGAUUCUAGGAAGGAUGAGAACUGGAAAGUCCCUUACGCUCAUCGUCUGGGACUUAUAUCAGAUGAGUAUUACGAGCGGGCUAAAAGUAGCUGUAAUGGGGAAUACAUCAAUCCAAGCCCAAAUAAUACAGAAUGCUUGUUUGCUCUUCACCUCAUUCAAGAGGUAGGGGUUGCAAGUGUGUUCGACUAUCACCAGGUUCUUAGUAGGAAAGGAUAUCAGGCAUUAAUAUACAGUGGUGAUCAUGAUAUGGUGGUCCCUUACCUUGGAACACUUCAAUGGAUACGUGAUCUCAAUCUAACUGUUGAGGAUGAUUGGCGACCUUGGUUUGUCAAUGGUCAAAUUGCAGGCUACACACUGAAUUACCAAUUCAAAGAAGAUGUAUGCUGUUUCACAUUUGCAACAGUAAAGGGUGCAGGUCACACUGCUCCAGAAUACAAACCAAAAGAAUGUUUUGCCAUGAUUGACCGGUGGUUCACUAAUUAUCCCUUAUAGAUCGAGAUAAAAAAAAAAAAAAAGUUUCUAGAGUUUGUAGGACUUACAAUCACAUUUAUGUAUUUUGUCCCAUUCACCUUAAGACUUGAUGUUGUAUCAAGCGUUUAAGUUGAGAUAUCAAUAUUUGUGA